Molecule: messenger RNA, 713 nt
Organism: Sciurus carolinensis (gray squirrel)
Lineage: Eukaryota; Metazoa; Chordata; Mammalia; Rodentia; Sciuridae
Gene: Mgst3
Product: microsomal glutathione S-transferase 3
Exons: 6
Coding region: 147-605 (152 amino acids)
Cellular component (GO): endoplasmic reticulum; nuclear envelope; membrane
Molecular function (GO): glutathione peroxidase activity; glutathione transferase activity
Source: RefSeq, a predicted model, not a curated record
GGAGGUGUUUCAAAAGAGGUCAGAUGUUGUCAGACUUGCUCUUCAACCUCAUUGAAAGGCUGUAUAGCUGAAGCACCAACUCUGGAGCCAGGCUGCCGGGAAGUGUGAAAUCCAGGCUUUGCUCUGUAGCGAAGUGGAGAGCCACGAUGGCUGUCCUCUCCAAGGAAUACGGCUUCGUGCUCCUGACCGGUGCUGCCAGCUUUGUCAUGGUGCUUCAUCUAGCCAUCAACGUCGGCAAGGCCCGCAAGAAGUACAAGGUGGAGUACCCUACCAUGUACAGCACAGACCCCGAAAAUGGGCACCUCUUCAACUGCAUCCAGAGAGCCCACCAGAACACGUUGGAAGUGUACCCUCCUUUCCUGUUUUUUCUAGCAGUUGGAGGUGUUUAUCACCCGCGUGUAGCUUCUGGCUUGGGCCUGGCCUGGAUCGUCGGCCGAGUUCUCUACGCGUACGGCUACUACACAGGAGACCCCAGCAAGCGAAAUCGAGGAGCCGUGGGGUCUCUUGCCCUCCUUGCCUUGAUGGGCACCACUGUGUGCUCUGCGUUCCAGCAUCUUGGCUGGGUGAAAACUGGCUUAGGUGGUGGGUCCCAACGCUGCCACUGAAGAGUUACGGGAAUUUAAAGACUCUCAUUCGUUCUGAAUGACUUACCUUUAUUUCCAGUUACUUUUUUUUUAAAAUAUAAUAAAAACUUACCUGGCUUCGGCCUCAGA